Messenger RNA from Scutellospora calospora, 1098 nucleotides. The record is from the annotation of a GenBank genome assembly. NCBI's taxonomy places the organism in Eukaryota, Fungi, Glomeromycota, Glomeromycetes, Diversisporales, Gigasporaceae.
AUGAGUGAUAAAAAUUCAAAUAGUUCAAAUCAAUUUAUAAACUACUAUCCACAUGAUUACUUACCUUAUCGAACAACACCAAAUGAUUCUUUAUAUCUUCCUCCAUUUAAUCCACCUUUAAGAAAUAAUAAUUUGGAAUAUUAUAUACCACCAAUGCAAAAUAGUCAUUCAUUUAUAUCACAAAAUAAUAAUACUAUAAACUACCAACCAAAUUCUAUGUAUGUAUCUAAUGAGGAAAUUACAAAAAAAAUAGUUGGAGGAUCGACUAAAGAGACAAUUAAUAUGCUAAGCGAUGAUGAAAUAGUUGAUAAAGCAAUUGAUGAAAUGGUUGAUGAAAUAGAUGAUGAAAUAGAUGAUGAAAUAGUUGAUGAAAUGAUUGAUGAAACGGUUGAUGAGAAUGAGCUUAAGGAUUCUAAUAACAGUACUCUUUGGUCACAUUCUGAUAUUAAUAAACUUCUUGACAUAUUGGCUAUAAACUGGGAGUUAUAUAAGUCUAAUAAAACUAAAUUCUGUGCAACUGCUGCUAUUAAAUUAGGAAAAAAUAAAACUGGAAUACAGAUAAAGACUAAGUUACAAAGCCUUAAAACGAAAUAUUCUAAUGAAAAAAAGGAAGUUACUGGUAAAGCAACAUCUAAAUGGCCAUAUUUAGAAAAAAUGGAUCACUUAUUUGGUAGUAGAGAAAAUAUCAAUCCAGAUUAUUUAAUUUCGUCUUUAUCUUUAGAUGAAAAAGAUAAGCUUACAGCCAGUAAUAAUAAAGAUAAGAAAAAAAGAAAAAUAAGUGAUACGGAUCAACUUUUUCUAGACGAAUUAAAUUAUUUAAGAGAAGCCAAAAAAAAGUCAUUAAAGAUGAAAGAAGAAAUAUCUAAACAGAAAACUUCAGCAGAAUUUGCACGAAUUGAUUUUGAGCGUGAAAAAUUUAAUAAAGAGUUUAAUGAAAAAGUUGUGGAAAGACAAAGUAGAAUAGACUUAGAGUAUGAAAAAUUAAGGAUGGAAAAUGAAAGAAUUAUUAAGCAAAUGGAAAUGGAUCAUCAAUUACAAAUAACAGAGCUUGAAUUCAAAUAUAAAUGUAAAAAAGAUAGUGAAAUUGAAAAUGAUUAG